Molecule: messenger RNA, 762 nt
Organism: Fonsecaea erecta
Lineage: Eukaryota; Fungi; Ascomycota; Eurotiomycetes; Chaetothyriales; Herpotrichiellaceae
Exons: 1
Coding region: 1-762 (253 amino acids)
Biological process (GO): secondary metabolite biosynthetic process
Cellular component (GO): nucleus; cytoplasm
Source: RefSeq, a predicted model, not a curated record
AUGGCCACCCAUCCCACGCACUCCCACACGGGUACGCCCCUGCCGGCGAUCCUGAUGCUGCACGGCGGCGGGUCGAACAGCACGGUGUUCAAGAUCCAGUGCCGGCGGCUGCUCUGGAACCUGGAGAAGCAGUUCCGGUUCGUGUUCGUGCAGGCGCCCAUCGAGGGCACACCCGGGUUCGGCAUGCUGCCGGUGUUCGCGUCCUGCGCGCCCUUCUACCGGUGGGUGACCCGCAAGUUCAAGGCGGGCGAGAGCGAUCGCGAGCCCACGCCGCGCGAGGAGGUCGAGGCCCUGGACCGCAUCAUCCUCCGGGCCAUGGAGGAGAAUGGCGGCGUCGACAGCUUCGUGGGCGCCAUUGGCUUCUCGCAGGGCGCGCGCCUCGUGCCGGGUCUGCUGCUCCGCCAGAAGAUCGAGGAGCGCGACAGCGGGCGAGGACAAAGUCGCUGGAAAUUCAAGUUCGGCGUGAUGAUCGGGGGCCCCUUCCCACCCAUUUCCCUCAGCGAAGACGUCGACGUUGCCGACUACGAGCUCCUCAAGCAGGUGCCCACGGUGCACGCGUGGGGCCGCGACGACCACGUCAAGCCCGGCUGCCUCGAGCUGAUGAAGGCCUGCGACAGCGACCACUGCUUCCAUAUGGACUUCGAGGGCGGCCACCACCUGCCCCUCAAGGACGUCGAGGCCAAGGACCUGUGCGAUCUGAUCAUGGCCGCGUGGUAUGCUGCGGGGGGAACCUACGGGGUCAGUGCUGACGAGACGUAUUGA